UCUGCUCAUCCGGCCUUCUCCUGUAAGGAAAUUCUGGACUCUGGGCACUCCAAAGGAGACGGGGAGUAUUGGAUCGACCCCGAGAAGAGUGGAAACCCUUUGAGGGUCUAUUGUGACAUGUCAAGAUAUGGUAAUAAGAGAAUAAGUUUUUUCUAGAGACAGAAGGACUUAAACCGGAGUAUGUUUGACUUGGAGCGGUUUCUAUUUGAACAUUCUGGCCUUGGCUAUUCGUGCUUUCUCUACGAAGAUCCUUAUUAUGUUUUUUAAUCGAAACUGUAACAAAAUUCUCGAACGCGAUUGGUUAUCACCAGCCGGCCGAUUUUAUCACAACAAGACAGUAUACGCGUCAUACAUACGUAAUUGGACAGUGUAAUAGGACAGUUAAAUGAACCUUUAACACGUCAUGCCUGUAUGAGGGGACAGAACGCGUCAUGUGUUCGCCGAGUAAACUGUUGUUUUUAGUUAACAAUCAAGAGCUUGUUUGAUUGAUGAUCAUUUCCUUUAUUCUCAUGACUUUAAUGUGUGAUUCAGGGCUGAUAUUGUAAGGAGAAACUAGAUGCUAAUCACUCUUUGGGGUCAGAGUUAAAAUUUGCUUUAACUUAAAAAAAAAGUGAUGUGAUUUGGGGAAGUAAAGACCCGUAAUCAGGAAAGAUAAUAGGAGUAAGAUGGCUUUUUUAUGAAAAGGAUAUUUUUUUUAUUCUAGACUCUCUUAUAUUGCUGCUUUUAUGUUCUUUAACCCUUUAACUCUCAUGAGUGACCAAGACAGAAUUUCUCUUUACACUAUCAAUACAAAAUUAACCAGAUAAGCGGUGAGAAUAAAGAAAAAUUUCAAUUUGAGGAUAAUUAGUUGAUCCAAUAUUAAAUUCUUUAAACUAAAAUUAUAAGAAUUGUAUGGUUGACAAUAAGUAGAAUUACAAAUUUGAUUUGGGAGUUAAAGGGUUAACUGUGUCAAGCUUAAGUUUGUGCUUAAAGCUGCAACUAACUGGAAGAUUUCUUUCAUUUUUUUAGGUGCCGGUGGUACACAGCGACUUCCAAGAGCUGUUGGGAAGUCCCUGGCUAUGGCAAUGAUACUAACAGGAGAUCCUAUUUCAGCAGAGGAUGCACAGAAAUCAGGUUCAUGUUCCUUUCAACUUAGCUCCUAUUUUUGACCAGUCGUUCAUCAUUACCUCUUUACCUUACAAAAUCGAUCAACAUGCAACUUCUCCUUGUAAUAAACAUACAUCAUCCAGCAAACGGGUAAUGAGAAUAUUUAAACUUAUCAGUUCAAAGUUGUUAUUGAUCUAACGUCAAAUUCUCGUAACUAAUUAAAAAGGAAAUGUGUAGCAGCUAGAGGGGAGAAUUAACAAUCAGAUCUUGGGGGUUAAAGUGUCAAGGAGGAAGGUACUUAGCAUCGUAAGUCUUCCCGGUGGCACAAGGAAAUUCUCGCACAAAUUAUUGAGAAAUAUAUACAGUACUUCCACAUCAUCAAGGACUGCAACGGAGACACACUGUUUUAUGCUAAGUCAGUGCUCUGCUAAACACCUGUAUAAACCUGGAAAAUUCGAGUCGAGGCGUAGCAUUUCCGUGUACGAACUGAACCGGUCACUUCCAAAGAUGUCCGGACACCUCCGAAGACGUUUUUUAGAGUCUACGUAAACUUUCAUGUCUUCAGUACUCUCCUCUCUUACUAAUAGCUCUCGGCAAAAGUUAUUCGCGCCAACCUUUCUCUUCGUUUUGAUUCAAGUACAUUUGCUCUGUAUGCUUUUUCAAAAAGUCGCAGUUAAGGCCGCGUUACCUCAAGUUGUUCAGUUAGGUUUAAGGGUUAAUAAAAGUAUGAAGUGGGGCAUGCACUCUUGUGAUAAAACUACAUAAACGUCUGAGAAUUAUUGGCGUCGGCUUUGUCAGGUGGGGCAUUGCGCACACAUUCUCGAGAUUUUUCUUCAAUUUAAAUUCAAAUUACAGACUUAAAAACUUUCAUUUUUUCUUAGGCUUGGUCAGUAAAGUCUUCCCCGUAGAAGAGCUCAUAGAUGAAGCUAUCAAGACAGCUGAAAAAAUAUCCCGGCCAAAAAAUUAGCGUUCACCGUACGGAAAAAGAAUAUUGAAUUCACGGAAAUCGCAGCAUUUAAAACGUUUACUGAUUUUAUGCGUACGGAAAAUCCAACGUUUUCUGUGCGUUUUCGCAUCGGUGAAUCCCAGUAUUCGUCCCAUUAUACGAUAGUUUUCCUCCGCGGUAAAUACAGGUAAACAAAUCAUUUUCCGGCAUUAACCGCUCGCUUAACGCACUGCAAACAGCAUGUUUUCCUUUUAUUCAUUGGCAUUUUCCAAGUGUACAACAACGCAUUCACCGGAGUCAGCGGCUGAAAACAUGCAUUUUCCUGGAAGAUUAAUGGGUGCAAAUGCAAGAAAACAUAAUGAUCUCCUGUGUUUGCCGUUCGUAUAACGCAUAGAAAAUGUCAUGUUUUCUUCUGUUCAGAACCAUUUUUCGCACGUUAAACGAAAUUUUUACAAGAGUUUUCCAUUCGAAAGCAUGCAUUUUCUAAUAUUCCCAAUGGUGAAUUCGAGCAAACUCGAUGAAACGCAUUUUCCGGCGUCUUACCGUUUAUUACUGUUCGGUUAUCCCAUGGAAAAUAACGGCUAUUCUGCCAUUCACAGUCGUUUUGCGCACUCCAACUUCAUAUUCACUGGAGUAAACCAGUCGAAAACAUGCAUUUUCCAGUAAUUUCUCUGCAACGGUAAAUUCGAAUUAAUUCGUGCAAGGCAUGCAUUUUCUCGCGUUUACCGGCGCUCGGUUAAUCACUGUUCUUCAAAUUCGAUCCGAUGGAUUUCACCUCCUAGACUCAACAAUAUUGAAGGUUUUGAAAAAAUUUUGUCCCAUUUUCCUCUCCCAGACAAGAUAAGCACUCUUUCAAUCAUUCUCAACAAGUUUAUUGAUGCACAGUGAUGUUAGCAGUACAAUUUAUUCAGAUUCCACAAUGGAACCUGACAACAAUCAUGUUUUUCAGCCUUUGAGUCUUGCACUAUUAUUUUACUUUACACAUUUUUUUCUCUCUAAAGCCAAAAAGAAGCAAAACUUAAACCCUUAGAACAGUAUAAUUGAGACUUUGAAUUGGUAGGAUGACUGUCUGAAAAAUUAUAUACACAAACUAUAAGCAGAAAACUGAUUUCUAGAUACAUAUUCCAAUGUCUAAACUUCUAUAUCAAGCAUUUUGCAAAAAUGAGUGUAAAGGUUUGAAGAACAAAUAAUUAUGUGAACUUCAUGAACCUAAGGAAUCAAGGCGAACAUUCUGGGAAUGCCACCUUACAUUAAAUCUUGUGCCGACAUCAGAUCUAUUUGAAACACUCCUAAUAUUUGAAACUGCAACUGAAGAACAAAUUCAAUUGACUAAAAGUACCACUAGCUGCACUUCAAAAACAUAAUUUUUUAAAAUCUUUACAGUGAAAUCUGCAUGUCUCUUCAACUCUGAUAUAUCAUCAAUUUUAGCAUUUUGAGCCAAAUCAAAAAACAUUGAAACUUGUAAAAACAUUAUCUUCAAAAGAAAAUAUUUUCUUAAACUGAGGAAAAUAUUGGGGUGCUCCAUCUGAUGGAGAACUAGAGAACUCUAAACAGAAUAAAAAUUGUAGCUGCCUCCAAAUAGCAGAUAUGUCCAGGAUUUCAGGCUCUUUAACACAAGCAUAAUUAAGUGUCCUCACUGAUAAAAGUUCACCCGAACACACAUAAUUCUGUCAAAUAUGAAGUGGUGUGAAAAUGGGAAAAAAUCCACUCAUACAUGAAGUAUUUGCUAGAAAAACACCUGCAUUCAAUCCUGGACAUAGCUGCCGAAUAAUGGUCAGUGAAAGCAAAAUAAUUCCAGAAAAAUUCACUUCCCAUAAUAACUUAAAUGUAGGCUGCAAAAUAUUAAAUGUCAUACAUAUAUAUGUUUACAGUCUUCAGACUCUCUUUCCAAUUUGCCAACUGAGACUAAAAUAUCAUCCUUGUCGAAGAUCGCCGUACAGAUCACCAAAGAAGCUGUCAACACAGGUAUUGCCCUGGCAGUUGUGACCGUCCGAUUGGCUGUUUCCUGUCGUGAGUUAUACUUCGAUUAUUCGAAAGAUUUUAUGUCAACUGCAGUCGGUGUUGAUCUUGUCCAUCGCUAGACGUUUCUUGUUGGUUUACCAGUCAACUUCAAAACAGUUACCUAUCCUAUUUGACUGUUCUACCUCGAAACCAUCUUUUUUUCUGGUGACCGAAAUAGCCCAAAACAUCAUGACGUACUAAUAUUCAUACGAGUCAAAUUGAUUGUUUCUAAGCCAUCAUCUUAAUUGAAACAAACUGAGAAAAUGAGGUAAAUUUUUAACCAAGUUAAGCAGAGAAGAACUUGAUCUCCAAAGGGUUAUGUUGCCUAACAAUAUUAGCAGGGUAUAUUACCUAGAGUGCAAAAGACGAGAAAAUAAUUGGAGCAUCGAAAGAAAUAUAUAUUUCGUAGCAUAUCGGCUUCGGCUAUUAGAUUUAACUAACACGGGUUCAAAACAGGAACACACAAAAACAUGUAUGGUACAACAGAUAUACCAACACACUGUGACUCAAAUGUACGAGUUAGAACGUGAGAAGGAAUCCUGUCAGUUUCAUCACUGAAGAAAACUUUUAACCUUGAAAUUUCAUCUUGCAGUUCUUUCAGUUUUCACUAGGCGAAUUUAGCUUUGUUUGGUGGGAAAAAGUUACUAUGUAUCCUGAAUGCUACAGAUUGAUACUCAUAAAAAAACUGGGUACAGGAGAAAAGAAAUCCGGAUAAUAAAAACAAUCCGAGUAAUCCAGGUUUGUUUCUAGUUAAAUUCCCCCACGCUUUACUCAAAUGUAAAGAAACGCUAACCCCAAGCCGUGAUAAGUACUUCGUGCAAAGUUCACUGAUGCAUAAUUUAUGUAUGGGUUCUUAAGCUGUUUCUAUUUAUUUCUUUUAAUCAUUGCCUCAAGGUUCAUUAAAAUUGUAUGAAAAGUUGAUAAAAGAGUUUUUCGAGACAAAAAUACGAGAGGAGUGGAAGGAAACUGAAGGUAAGAAUAUACUGGUUUCAAGAAGAUUGCUCUCUAACUUUGACAACAACAUAAAUCUUGAAUAGUCAGCCGCUUCGAUAAAUACGUUUGAGUGAGAAGUAUACAUACAAAAGACCUUUACUACCGCAUAAACGUGAGAGGAAAAGUCGAGGAAAAGUAAGAAACAGAAGGUAAGUUUGAUUGAGAAACUCGAUGUAUUUACUUACUAUCGGGUGAGUAACUUGUGCAAGCCAGCGGACAAGUUUUCAUUCUUUUCAGGGAUGAUUCCUUUAUAUGACUCAGUUGUUUAAAAAGCCCUCGCAUUCUCUCGCCGACUCAGGCAAAGUGUAAUGGACAGAACCCUUAACUCAUAAAACUAUUUGCUACGUCUAAGAAGCUUAAGGCAAAGGGACGAAAUCCGUCAUCUGCUUUUCUUUCUUUCUCGAAUCAUAGGAUGAAAGGGCUUCUAGUUGGUUUCCAUUACUGUCCCGUUUUGUUGAGUGGUGUUGCUUUGUUUCGUGUGGCUUUCAGUUCGUCUUUGCACACUGACUUGAGCAGGGACGAGGUUUUCGAGAAAGAUAAAGAAAACACGUGAAUGUUUUAUAUCUCCCUACGUGGUGAUUUUCUUUUUGCCGACGGGAUGUAAAUAAUUCAAGUGCCAUGGGCGAAAACUCGAAUCGGAUGACAUAGAUUUUGGCUGUAUCAUGAUAAACUUUACAUGAUCCCCCCCAUCCCCCCCAUAGGGCUCUGUAACAAUAUAACGAUCCUCCUCAUUGGCAGUCAAUUUUCCAUACCUCCCCCCUUAUACUGUGUUGGCCACAGUAUCCAAAGUAAACUACAUGAUGAUAAAAUGAAACACGACUGUGUUGUUAUUUUAGAAUUUGAGCUGACUGGUCAUAUCACCGACGCAUUAUGCGCUGACGAAAUAAGCUGUGGAUUCAGAUGCCUUUAAGAUGAGAAAUGCCAAUCUUACAACAGCCAAUCCGAUGCUAGUGAUACAAAGAAAAACCAAAAAAUGAAGUCCGGAAAACCUGAGGUGUAACCCACGUUCUACUUAUUAUGGAAGAGGUACUGUUGAGUAAGGUGCUUAACAUUAUGGAAACGUUAGUGGAGGUGGGGGUAGGGGGGGUGGAGUAUUUUGGUUGUCACAAUAACAUUUACUUGAUCCCUCCAUAACGUUUUGAAUUAUUCUACUAAUCUUCCUCACUGGCAGUCAAUUUUCUUUACUCCCACCUUUAAACUCUGUUAGCGACAACUGAUCUUCUCUCUGUUGCCUUGAAAACCAUGAGAUCCCCCCCCCCCUUCGAAGUACCUCCUACCCCCUCUUUCUACGCGAAAAAAUGGUGAACUAUUUCUUACUCUGGUCAGCGCUUUUCAGAGCUCUCUCAAGUCACGUGUACAUCCAUGUAUAACCUUUCCCGAGAGAAAAUGAAGAUUAAAAUCUCUUCCUUUUCCUUAUAAUGAUAAGUUUUCCAUUUUGUUAGUUUGAAUUAAAGGAUGCUAUGAAUCCUACAAAGAUUUUCAAAAUCAGGAGCUAUCUAAUAAUUACGCGAAAGGAACUACUUAUGGAAUAAGACCUGCGUAAAUAGACAGAUAGCGUCAUGUGUGCGCUGUUGUCUCGCAUUUCGCCGAGUUUUUUGUUGUUGUUUUUUUGUUUUUAUGAAAACGUAUGUCCAGUUUUAUGAAAACUGAUGUCUAGUUUCUUUCUCAAAUUUUAACACAGUUUUGAUUAAUUGAUAACAGCACUUCUUGUCGUCCAAUUCUGUCUCUAAUGAUACUCGUGAUUAACAAAUCGGACUCCCACUUUGCGGUCGUACGAUUUUGACAAUCAUUCGUAUGAUUUCAGACCGAAUUGGACUCCACUCGGUCCUGUUACCAUUAUUAAUAUGUCCAAAAUUCUAUUUACACGCAUGUCACCAGAUCAUUUAGGUUUGCUUUAUUUUAGGAGGUUGGCUUUUGGUGUCAAAUGUUGAGUGCGGAAGUCUCUCUCCUAAGGUGUCGGUUGAGACAUCAUACCGUGGAAUAGGUAAGUCACAUAUGGUUCUGCAGAAAAGUGCCAUGAAAGAGCUUAGAGGACACUUGUCCUUCAUUCAAAUGAGAUUCAACUGCCGCAAGAAACAGGGACGCACAUUCCACGUGGUCACAGCUUUCAACAGCUCAGGUGAAGCUAUGGUCCAGUACUUCAGCGGUCGGACAGAUGAGCAACCUGAUGCCUGUGUUUCGUUUGUGAGAUGGACGUUGGAUGACAAUUCCAAGUUAGCUAGCAUUUGCCAAGAUUGGGGACUAGCAAAUGGAAAGUACUAUGUUGGAAAGUGGGGACAUGGUGGAGAUCAAAAGAGUUUAUACAGCUUCCCUACCUUCUGA
Messenger RNA from Pocillopora meandrina, 7348 nucleotides. Lineage: Eukaryota; Metazoa; Cnidaria; Anthozoa; Scleractinia; Pocilloporidae. The record is from the annotation of a GenBank genome assembly.